Trichoderma aggressivum f. europaeum is the source of this 3477-nucleotide messenger RNA. RefSeq lists its product as uncharacterized. The transcript is spliced from 5 exons. Lineage: Eukaryota; Fungi; Ascomycota; Sordariomycetes; Hypocreales; Hypocreaceae. The record is from RefSeq and is a predicted model, not a curated record. The coding region runs from base 1 to 3477 and encodes 1158 amino acids.
AUGCGGGUCUUCACCUCUUUGGCGGCCUUGAUAGCCGGCACCGUAGUGCAGCACGCGAAUGCUCAGGCAGAUUACGGAACGCAUGGCGGCAACCAGGGCAACAAUGCCAAUGGCAACUCUGCUGGCCUUCCUGCCGGAUCUCCAAACGGCGGCUUCAAUGAUGACCCCAAUGGCAAUGCCUAUGGAAAUCCAAGUGGAAAUUCCAAUGGCUCUCCUGCUGGCCUCCCUGGAAAUCUCCCCGGUACAACUCCUGACAUGUCUACCUGCGCUCUCCAAGUCGUCACAACAGUUUUUGUCACUGUAUACCCUACUAGCCAUCUUACGCCUUCUGGUGUUAUCCAGCCCAGUGACUUUGACCCCGAGCAAACCAUUCAUCAAACUGCGUUCCCUACUACACACGUCCCGAUUUCUUCAGCUGAAUCGGUUGAGGCCGCACACACCAGUGUCAAGCCUUUCACCACACUCACAAUCGACGUUUGGGGCAGCGAUCCUGAUUCCUCCAACGCAUUUACAUCUGAUGUUCCGUCCGCCCCUAUCUACACUGAUGGCGCUUCUGAUCCUGCUGAGACCUCCGCGGACUUUCCUGGUGGUUUCCCUUCACAGACACAAGAGCCUUGGCCCAGCAACGCACCGGUGUCUGAGCCUUGGGAACAUCCCACGCCAUCAGACGGACAGUCAUCUUUCAGCGCUGGACCGGUUAUUGGUUCUCCUACCGCUGUCCCCCCUGAAAAUUCCGCAUACGGCAAUGGGGAUGACUUCCCUAACAUUUCUUCCAACCCCGGUGGCGGACAACCAUCCGACUACUCUUCGCCAACUGGAACAGGUGGUGUGAAUGGCAACCAUCCUGUUCAAGUGACAGUCAUUGGCUCAGAUGGGAAACCAACAGUCCUCGAAUUUCCUGGAACCCAACCCAGCAACGGCAAUGGUAAUGGUGCUGGCCAACCUUUCCCCACAGUCACCGCUCCGAUCUCUGGCUUCAAUCCAGGUGGUGCUUCAGAAACUUCAGGCGUCUUAGCAACCGCAGCUGAGACCAUGUGCACCAGCUACACCAUCAUCGGGCCCAACGGAGUUCCCACUAUCGUCCACUCUACUUGGGUCGACUUCCCAACAGCCACUGCGAGCCUCCCUUCAGGGUUCCCAUCAGAUUUUCCAUCGGGUCUUCCAUCGGGUCUUCCAUCGGGUCUUCCAUCGGGUUUCCCUUCCAGCCUUCUCUCUGGCCUUCCUUCAGGCUUCCCUUCAGGCUUUCCAUCUGGCUUCCCAUCUGGCUUCCCAUCUAGCCUUCUCUCCGGCCUUCCAACCAACCCCAGUGUCAUCACGGGCUUGCCUGGUGGACCAGUCAUCGCGACACACACUGCGUUCACUGUCCUUGGCCCUGAUGGACUUCCAACUGUCAUUGAGUCAUCCUGGCUGUUGCCCGCACCGACAAGCACGCAGCUGGGCAUAUCUGGUCCGAAUUCUGUAGGUGGCUUCCCAAAUCAGGUCACUGGCAUCCCAACUCAAACUGCUGGAACGGUUGCUGGCAUGAGCAUGGAUGGCAGUACGACUUGCACAAGCUAUACAGUGCUGGGAUCUGAUGGCCUUCCAACUGUCGUUGGUACCACUUGGGUCGUUCCAAACCCAACUGCCGGCGCGAUUCCUGCCAACGUCGUCACUGGGGUCCCAAGCCAAGCUAGCGGAGUCUCUGGUUACCCUUCACAACUCGGAACGAAUGUUGGUGGUGCGAAUGCCAUCACUACCUGCACGAGUUAUACUGUCCUGGGAACUGAUGGGAUUCCCACGGUUGUUGAGUCCACCUUUGUUGUGCUCGCGAGCAGCGCUCUUCCUGCAGUUACCAACGGACUGCCUCUGCCUUCUGCUCAGGCUUCUGGAUUUCCACAAGGCAGCGGGAAUCUUCCUGAGGGAGGUAAUUUUGCCACAACUUGCAUCACAGUCGGCGUUAUAGGACCAGAUGGAUUCACAACGCCUGCUAUCCAAACCAUUGUCAUCCCUACCAGUGGCCUAGGCAGUGCUUUGCCUGUUCAAACCAAUCUUGGGUACCCUUCUCUUGUACCUGCCCAAACCGGUCUUCCUCUUCCCCAAGGAGGCCUUUCUGCUACUCCUGCUGGAAGUGAACUUUUCACCACCUGCAUUACGGUUACUACAGUAGGACCAGAUGGCAUGGCAACGCCUGUUGUUCAAACUAUUGUCGGUUUUCCGAGUGGUGCAGAGCUUGGGGCUUCUCUUCAGCCUCUCCCAUCUGGUGGACUGCCUCUCUCUAACCCUCAAUUUUCGAGUGGUAGUUGGAUCAACCUCCCUACCCUCACUCAAUACGGAUCUUUGGGAACCGGUCUGCCAGUUGUUUUGCCGCCAUCUGCAGUGGUUUCUGGCCUUGUGGAACCAACCGGGACUGUUACUGGUACCCGCACUUCGACUUUUACUGUCACCAAUGGUCCUGAUGGACGGCCUGCCACUCUUGUCCCGUACAGCGACGAGUGGAACAAUCAAGCUCCAGUCACGUGGACCAACGUCAUACCAGAGCAAACUACCACCUACACGAUCAACUUCCCUCUUACCACCCUGGCGACUGUCACCCUUCCCAAUCGACGUGUCAUGCGACGUCAGCAAGAGUCAGUAACGUCAGAGUUUGCAUGGGACAACUCUAGUUCUGUGCUCUCCUUCCCGGCCUUUAGUACCCCGAGCCCCUUUACUCCCGUUAUUCCUUCUGCAACAGAUUCCGUGCCACCGCAAGCUUCUGCUGUGGAUGGAUCAGAUUUUACCCCCAUGUGUCCUACUGGUGGAAAGAUUGGCAAUUUUACACUGGACUUUGAUGAUACCAAGGCCGGUCCACUCUUCAACCCUUCUCGCGAUAUCUGGUUCUCUCAAGGGUUCCUCAUCGCUCCCCCAUCGUCUCAAACCUCUCAAUCUUACAGCCCUUCAUCCGGCGGCCAGCUUGUGGAAUUCAUGCCACCAUCCCUGCCUUUAUCAGCUCAUUCUAGUGUGGGAGACACUGCUGAGAUUGGUGUUGGUCCAAAUGCUCCCAACCACUGCUUCAGAUUUGACUUCCAAGGCGCGAGUCUUGGCUGCGCGGCACAAGGUGCCGAAAAUUGGUGUGACUUUGAAGUUUCAGCAUACCGCUACAACGACGUUUCGCAAAGAGAGGAAUCAAUAGCCUGGUCUGAGACAAAGCAUAUUCCAGCAUGCCCCAACUUCCCUCAUGGGAACUGCCGGUUGACUCCUGUGUCGUUUGAUGGCUACACGAAUAUCACGUCGGUUCUGAUCAAUUUACGUGUCGGCAAUGAAGUACGAGUCUGGUGGGGAGAUGACUUCAAAUUCGGCUGGAACGACAAUGGUUGUGAUGCCGCGGCUUGUCGCGCGAAUGCUCUUCCUCAGCCCAUCAAGCGUGAAGUUAUCGAAUCAGCCGCCCGCCAAGGAGUCUGGCAUUGGACUCCGCGUGGGCUGAAGCGAAUGGAUGACGGAUAUAUCUGGGAAUCAGUAUAA